Molecule: messenger RNA, 23464 nt
Organism: Cinara cedri
Lineage: Eukaryota; Metazoa; Arthropoda; Insecta; Hemiptera; Aphididae
Source: the annotation of a GenBank genome assembly
AUGUUUCCAAUUCGCCCGGACACCGUCGAGCCCACGCUUCGUCGGAACUGGUUGUUCCGGUGUGCGGCGAUCGCGGUGGCACUCGGUUACUUUGCCGAUUCCUUGGACCGGAACCGACCGCGCUUGGAACCGGACGUGAACUAUUUGCAUUGGUCUACCGACGUGCCCGCGGUCACCGUGUGUCCGGUAACGGCGUCCGGUGCUGACAGUAACCAUCGUCGUCAUCCACCGAACGCUGCCGACGAUAAAAGGUUUGCCUCGAUAUAAUAUUAUUACGUUAUGACUAGAAACUAUAAUAUUAUGUUCUUGAAAUCCACAAAAAAAAUCAACAAAUAUGUUUAAAAAAAGCAUAGUAGAGAGGUGUAAAAGUUCCGCUUUAAUGGCUCUAACUUGUAAAAUAACAUUUUCUAACACAACAAAAAUGAUUAAUACAAAGUCAUUUUUUAAAAAUAAAAUUGUACAUAUAGGACAAAUUAAUUUGUGUUAAUCGUUUGUACAGUGAUCAAUAAUUGUUCACAGAUAUAAAUUUAAUAACUUUAUGCACCUAUCCUACUUCCUUAACUUCUCACCUAAUAACAGUGGCACACCUGUCCCAAGUAUAUCAGCUUUUUUUUAUAUUUGGUUUGUAAAUAAAUUACCACCAUUGUAGCCAGGAGGUUUUUGGUGUAUUAUAUACCACCCCCUUCCCAAUUUCUUUAUUUUUUUUUAUCUCUAGCUAAAGUUAAGAUGGCUGUAGAGCCUUAAACACUCUAGACCCUCUAAUCCUCCUAUUAAUAAAUCCCGGUCAUUAUAAAUAACAAUGCAAUUAUUUGAUAAUGUUAUAUUUAAUUGAUUAUAAUUAUAUAAUUUUUUAACCUAAUCCCAAAACACACAAGUAACGAUCUUCACGCUACUAAAAAAGUGGAUGAAAUAGGUACCAAAACUCGACAUAGAACAACGCCAUCUCAUUUCGCCGUAAAACCAUUUUGACGUCACCAUUCCGACGUAAGAUCGUUUCGUCGUCAAAAAAAAUUGAUUUACAUUUAUAUGUAUUUCAUUUUGAAAUGGAUUAUUUUACAAAUGUUUGACUGUUAGACAUUAGUAUAGAAUUUGUAUUUAUAAUAUUAACGAGUAAUCGUAAUACAACCGUUGUUAGAUUAGAUCGGUACCAAUUAAUAUUAUAGUCAGUUUCAAUUUUUUUCCAGAUCUGCUGACGGCCUAACCACGUUCCGUUUUAGCCGUUAUACGUUUUAAAUGUAUUUCACGACGUGAUUUUGCGUGACUUUCUACACGGUAUUCCGACGUUUUCUGUACAUCUCCCGCGCAUUAUGUUGCCGAUAGUCAAUUGUCGAUGAAACACCGAAAAAAAAACCGCCAUUUAUUGUAUGAAUGUGUGACGAUAUUAUUAUUUCUGUCAUUUCCAUCGUCCACCGGUGUAUUGUUGUCGGUAUAUUACUUUCGAAACAAUACGCGUGGUACGCGGUUGCUGCCGUCCCUGUCGUCCGUCUCAUGAACCGUUUCCGGAGUCCUCCCUGCCGGCAGAACGGAUUCUCCGAACAUGUCUCGACGAUGCCGGAACUGUUUGUUCCGGUGCGGUUGUGCUCGCCAAUUCCGUGUCGUCGCCCGGAACCGACGGCACUGGGAACCAGACGGACGCACAAUGUUUGCACUGACCUAAAAUACACGCCGUCGCCGUCGCCGUCACAUUUCGACUAAACUGUUGUGUGCAGUGAUCGUUAUAGUGCCCUACUCGAAGUGCAAGGGCGGACAGGAAAGGGGAAGACAAUAGAGACGAAAACAAUAAUGAAAUUAUUUUUAGAGUAACCUUCACCCUCCCUCCCCCAAACAUAAAAUCGUAAAGAUUCACAUAUUAUUAUCUCUACCAGUGACAUAUUUAAAUAGAUGGGGAGAUAAUGGAGGUGUAUUUCCCACCUGGGCCUUUUCUUAAUAUCUAUUUAUUUGUUUUUAUUACCUAUUUGUUAAAUUCAAACUUCUUUAAUUUUUAGUCAGCUGAAUCGAAAAUGUGUCAGUUUCUAAUAAAUAAUGAUUACAUCAAGAAAACCCGAACAUAUUUACAUUUUCUUGUUUAUAAUAAAAAAUAUCCAAACAUCAUAAAUAACAUUUGGAAAAGACUAAGAUUAGUAACAAUAAAAAAUAAUAAUUUUUAAUACAUGGUCAAUUGAUUGCAAUGGUAAUUUUUAAAUUAUAAAUUACUAGCAAAUAUAAAUAUAAUACAUACAUGGUAAUUUACUAAGCGUGCUCAUCCAAUUUUUUCGGUUAAAUUCUAUAUGUAUUCAAAUUCUAACUUAUAGAAUUUUUAAGUUUAGUUAAAGCUGAUAUUUUAGAAUACUUAGAUUUUUCAAAACACUAAAGGAGUAUGCUGAGGUGAUAGCAACUUUGGUUUUUAAAAUGAGAACCUAUAUUCAAAAUUCCAGAAAUAGAUGGAGUAUUAUUUCAAAUAAAUUUUAGUGUUAAAACUUUUGAUUUUCGUUAACCCGUCAAUGAGAUAUUUUACUUCUAAGUUUAGAUAGGGGGAUAGGAGGAUAGGAGUGGAGCAUUAAUAAAAUGCCACGCGUCAUGCAAAUGAUGAAAAAUCAUAAUUUGAAUAUAUGCAAAAUUUAACCAAAAAUUUGGAGUGAGCACGUUUAAUGAAUCACCCUGUAUAUAUAAAUUUAAAAUUAAACAUUUUUUUUUUGCAUAAUACAUAAUAUAGGUACACCUUAUAUACAAUAUGAUACAAUUUCCGAGUACAAUAUCAUCUUCCUUAGAAAUUUCUAAAUACGCCACUCGACCCCCCCCCCUCCGCCCCUUAAAUCGAUAUUAACAGCGUCACUAAAGGUUAUGUGUGUUUGUUUAUUUUGGUUUUUAUUCCUAAGACCAGCCCAAGAAGUGGGUCUCGGGGGGGGGNGGGGGGGGGGGGGGAAGCGAUAGAAACAAUCGCCUUGUCCUUUUCGCUCCCAAAUACACUCUGAAUUAUAUUUUCAUCGUAAACGUGUACCUUAUAUGAAUUUUCUAAAAUAGGCUCCCCCAUUUUCUUACCCCCUUACUCCCGAUUCAGAUAGACAUAGAUAUACAGUCAAACCAUUUACGACAUUUUUCGGUCGUGUCAACAAAAAAACGCGGACAACAGAGUACAUUUUCGAUAUUAAAUAAUUUCCUAUUCAGCAUUGUAUUUUUCAAUACUGAGGCGGUGCCACAGUAUAAUAAUAGGUCCACCAGUACAUCUUAAUGCAUAUUAUAACCUGAUACUAUUUUAAUAUUAAUGCUGCUAAACACAUCGCAUUCUAAAAUAUUUUUUCAUCAACGAUUCGAAUAUAUUAGAAUAUUUUCUCGUACACAACAUUUACAUUAUAACUGCGUACCUGUACUGUUUGAAUUAAAUUUAAACAGCAUUCAUAAAAUAAUACGAAAUUACUUUUGAAAUUCACCAUUCGGUGUAUUCAAAAAAAAAAAUUUAAAAAUCAUUAAAAUAAACAUUUUGUAAAACAAUAUUAUUUUUCCUGUACAUUUUCUACGUUGUAUAUUAUAUUAUCAAUUAUUAAUUAUUCCUGUAUAAACACUACCUAAUUUACCCUUUUCGUUGUCGAUACUAAACUAAAAUCGUCAAAAACAAAAACCUAAAUUAAUCGGCAAUAUUUGUUUUAAACUAGACUAAUUUAUACGGUUAUACCGUAAUACUUCACGGCCAUUAAAUGCACUUAUUAACACCGAUUCGGUAGGUAAUAUUAAAUCCCAAGGUGUUGUAUUUAUUACGGUUUUAUUAUGCGUGUAGUUUCACUAAUUGUUAUUUGUUUUAUAUUCAUAUACGAGUAAUUGAAGGGCACAUUUACUUUUUUUUUUAUAUCGAAUUUUUUACCCGUUAACAAAUAACACAAAUACACGAGCAAAUUGAAAUAUCGUUUAUUCGAAAUCGAUUUUACUUGUCAGCGUCAUAUUUUUUUAAACUUUUUAAAACACAAUGACAAUUACUGUAAAAGUUUAUCGCAAAUGACGUUAUAAAUGUUAUAAAUAUCGUGUAAAAGCGUAUUACACAAAGGCUUAUGCAGUCUCGGUGAAACUUUCUGUCAUACACAUUAUACGUAUAAAUGUCUUCAGAAUUAGAUAUGCUUUACGAGUGUGUAUACUUUAAAAUAUCAUAUUGUAAAACACAACACUCAGUAUAUGUUUUGUUUUUUUUCAUUUGAAUAAACUAGUAUUAUUUUCAACUUUUUCCGCGUAAACUUUUAUAAUGCCUUUCUCUACGGGAUCCAUGAUGAAAGAUAAAUAGGUAACACGUAUAUAAAACGUGGAUAUAUUAUACUCUCAAAAAUCUGAAAUAACAACAGUAUUUUAAACUAUUCUUAUUAGAUAGUUAACUUAUAAAUACGAAAUUAUUUUCAUUUGAAAUUACACUUAUUCCAUACGUUCUCCUAGACUCGAGGACCUAGAGUUACGUAUCCACACUAUCAUUCAGUUAACACCAAUUUAUAAAAACCAAAAUCGUCUAUUUAUUACUUAUGCAAUUCCGCCGUUCUGAUUUAUCAUAAUAGGUAUAGUGUUAUUUUCGGAUUUGAAAUCCGAAUGGUUGAAUUUUCGAAAAGGCUUAUUAUCAUUUGGCUAAAUAAUGGUAGUUCUCAUUGAGCUCUAUCCAAAUACAUGUAACAACGGUGGAUCUAAGUUGAAAACCCUAGAACUAAAACUAUAUUCAAAAAAAAAUUACAGAUGAGGUAGGUUUUUCACAGUAAUGAGAUGAUUUUCUGGGAUUAAAAGUAGCCUAUAUCAUUUCCUAGUCCUCGAAAUAUUCUUGUGCGAAAAAAUCACUUCGAUCGGUCGUUUUGUUUACGACCUAUAAUAAGGACAAAUAAACACACGUUUCGCAUUUAUAAGUAUAGAUAUUUUACCUUUUUGACUUAUACCACUCGACUGAUCAACUAAAAUUUGUUUUAUUUAUUUUUUUUAUUUUACUUUUUCCUAAAACUUUUAUUUUGAAAAAGUUUACAAAAUAAAUGUAAUUAUUGAAGGCACUAGGGUAGUUUUGGUUUUGUUCUGGGAUAAGGGAAUAGAUAAUUUGUUAGGUAAACUUUGUACCCCCAACCCUGCAUACAAAUCUAUGUUUGAGAUUCUGAGUGUAGCGAAGAAGUAUUAGUUUUACUAAGAAAUGUUUUUUUUUUUUUAUAGAAAACACUUUUUCGGUUAGUAAAAAUACUUAAAUGAAAUAUUCAGCAAAAGGUCCACUUUUUUGAUAGUUUAUCAUAUCUAAAAUAGUGUAAUCGAUUAAAUUCCAUAUAAAAUUGAAGAGCGUUUCUGACAACUAUCUAAAAUCCACCAAACUUUUAGAAAAUAGUUUAUUCUCUUAUACAUUUCUUCAAAAAAUGUGUAAUUUUUGUAGAGUUUAAAUACUUAUAUUCCUGAUUAGUAGAAAUUAAAUUUGAAAAAUAGUUUUUUUUUAAGUAUAAUCCAACAGAUAGGUAUUAAACAAUUUAAUUUUAAUAGAACAAAUUCGAGUUUUUAAAAUUUCAUUAAAAAUAUCUCUGUGACAAAAACGAAAUAAACAUUCACCCGGACCCUAAUGACUUAAACUAAAAGGGGCGAGUAAUUUUAUUUGUGUAUACGAAGGGGAACUCUUCACCAAUGAUAAUACCUAAUGUAUUAGGGCAUAAAUACUAUAAUAAUGAAAAAACUUUAGAUAACCAAAGUUAACGAUGACAUUAUUUACCUUUCUAAGCUAAAAAGAUUUCUAUGCACUCUUCCCAGUCUCUAAUAAUAAUAAAAGAAAACCUCGAAAAAAACAAUUAAAUAUGAUUGGACUACGUCAGCUGAGGCGUAGCUGGCAUGCACCAAUACCUUUUUUUUAUACUAAUUAUCCUCAAACUAUAUAAUGUAAAAUGUACUAGUUGCCCUCAACUUAAUGUAUCAGUUGUCCUCAAAAUAUUAUAAUACACUCGUACAACAUACAUGACCGCAGUACAACAAUACCUGGCGUAUAAUAAUAGGGGAGACAACAAUGUGACGGCAUAACGUAGUGGAUACGACUAUAUUAUGUAUAAGUAUUAAACAAUGAAAAAAGAAAAUAGUAUAUAAUAAAGUAAUAUAUAAAAUAUUUUCAACAAUAAGUGAUAAACAUUAUAGUUUAUCAAAAGAAAAAUAAAAAUAAAAAUGCAUACAAUAAUGAUGAAGAGAAGGCGAAAAUAAAACUUGAGGAGAUAUAGAUAUCAACCAAAUAGUCGUAUGAAUACUAAAUUUAUAUCAAAUUAAAAACAAAAUAAACAUCUACUUCACUGGAGGGUAAUAAUGAAAAAUCGGAAAUUAUGUGAAUCUAUUUUGACAGAGAUGGCGGGAAAGCCAAACUUAUGCCUAUUGGUUAUUGAAAAUUUCAAGUUUUUCUACGUAACAAUAUUUUUGUCUAAUGGAAAUUUCGUUUUUUUCUCUGUUUAGUUUACACUCGAGUGACUGAGUGAAGUUAACCGUGCUUAAAAUAAUACAUAGCUUUUAUAAGUUGGACGCAACUGGUAUAUUUUUUAAAUGCCGAAAACAGUUAUUGAGGUCAACUGGUCAACACCUGGCGUAGCUAAAUAUUCUAGAUAUAAUAAUAUACCUUCGAAUAUGUUCGAAAAGACAACAAAUAAAAAUACAAAAUGUUACUAAUUUUCGGGUAAAAAAGCGAAUAGAUUCGGGCCUACUGGAUCUGCCCGCUUUUCACGCUGCUGCACGUUAGCGAUUCACGUUUACAUGAAAUUAUCCGGUUUUUUUAUCCCAAGACAAUAUUAUGAUGUUUCGACGGUGAUACCAAAUAAAACAUCAUACUUACCUAAUCAUAAUGCCUAUUAAUUUGCAAUCUUAUUAUAUUUCCACUCGUUUAUAUUAAUGUGUUAAUGUUAUCGGUACAAAAAAGCGAAUAGUAAAACAAGUUUAAAAUAUCACAUUACUAUAAUAAUGCAUUAUUCGGGUGCCUACCUACGUGAAAAUAAUAUUUAUGGAGAAUAUUAUAGUAAUGCAUAUUUUUAAUGUAAUAUUUUAUAAGGGAAACGAUACUAUACAAAAAAAAAAAAAAAAAAAAAAACCUAUCCCGUAAUAACUUAGACGCGACAUAUAAAAUAAUAUAUUACAUUUUAUAACAAUAUAGUAGGAAAUAGGAAACUAUAUUUUUUUUCUUUUUACCGAAACUUGUCAAACGUAAAAUGGUUUUUAACCUACCCACGCCUAAAACGCAUUUAGAGGGUUAUCAAUAUGCAUAUACGUAAAUAUAAUUCAGUACCGAAAACUCCCAGUUCUCCGCGUUUAUAUUGAUAUUUUCGCACGUUAUUAUUAUUGAGUUUUGACAGAUUUAUAUGAAAUAAAAAAAAAAAACCCGGAUACUUCAAAGAUGCGAAGUUCAAAAACCUAACUGUUCGAAAUAAAGUGAUGUUCGUGUUGGGCAGUGAGACUACAAUAAUAGAAUCCCAUGUAUAUGAUAAAUUAUUUUUGUCUCGUUUAGACGGUUAUCACGUAUAUUCCUAUUACCGUUCACUUAGCCACUCUGAAAUCAUCAGAAACCCUUAGGAGCGGAGCGAGGAAUGUAUUGGUUUUACAAUGAUGUUUAUAUUUUUUUUACAUACUGUGUACAAAAAUUAGACUAGAAAUCUUGCUCCGAAGUAUCAAGUGUCGCACCUCUACUGAAAGUGAAUUUUUAUUAGGUAAUACUUUAGGGAGGUAAUUUUUGAUUUUCCCAUGAGUUUUUCCAAUAAAUGGGAAAAACCGGACAAAACGUAGGAAAAACAGGAUAGUAGAUACAAUAUUAAAGAAAAUAUAUACUGCAAAUAUUGGUUAAUCGUUGCGUACAAAUAUACAUUGAAUUUCCCCUCUAUCUUCCCACCUAAAACCCACGUGCGAAGUAUGUCCGUUUUAUUACUUUAUUGUUAUAAAUAAUUAGCACAAAUAUAAUUAUCACGUACUUAAUCGAAUGUGAAUGUAUAGAAAUAAAUAUUUGAUUUAUUAGACUGUGAAAGAAACCGAUGUUAAUAUUUGCAAUCGAUUUUAUGUCCCAGCUGUUUACGGCGGACGUAAGUGAUUUCGUCGGAUCAACAAAAAAAAAAAAUAAAUGGAGACUGAUUUAUAACACACAUAUAUAUAUAUAUUUCCAUGGAUUUAGAUUAUUAGCAACCCAGAGUUUAUAUAAAACUGUCCAUUUUAAUCUCUGCUAAGCGGGGGAAGAAAAGAAAAAAAUUAACUCACUCGUAAAUAUACCACUGUACCUACAUAUAUAUAUAUAUAUAUAGGUGGUAAUAAAUAUUGUACGAGUAUUGAGUAACACGAUGCAUUAAAUUUUCAAGUCCGGAUAUCCAAAACUAUAAAAUAUACCUAUAUACCAACUAAAACCCAAUAGCGAAGUCAAACACACCAGAUACCUAUACAUUUCUUACCUUAUGGUCGGAUCGCCGAGUUUGGCGGGCCACCGGGCUGCAAGCUCCCAGUAACUUAUUUUGAUUUUAUAAUCAUUGCGUUCGAAAAUCAUAUCUCAGUGAUGGAGUUUUGAAUUAGGUAUAUGUAUAAACGAAUUAAUAAUUUCCAACAUCUAAUUUCGAAAAUCAUUCAGCUACUUAUUUACUAGAAAAAUAGAAAAAUAGGAAAUGAAAAUAAAAGCUGUCUUAUAUAAUUAAACCGUAAAAAGUUUUUAAAAAUGGAAUGAAAUUUUUGAAGAAAAAAACCCCAGUUUAUACGAUUCAUCAUAAAGCACGGCCGAUUUUCGCUAUACUAUAAUUUAGCGCUAAUCAGUUAUCGUCAAUAUAAUGUAAAACAUUUUUUUUUUAAAUUUAAUUAAGUAUGCGAGCAUUGUGCAUUUUAUUAUUAUGUACCUAUUAAAAGUGUUAAAUCGGAAGGUGAAUAAAUUAUUAUGUUCACAUGGUCACGAUUUUUGAUUUUGUUUGCCGCAAUAUUUUAAAAAUUGAUUUAAUUAUUUAAAUAAAACAAUUACAAAUCCUACCGUGUGCGAUUAAUAACUAACCUAUUGGAUAGCACUGGUUCACCGAAAAGUGGUUAUUUAAAACCUAACUAGGUAAAUAACACAGGUGUUUCUGUAUGUAAUGAAUUUAAUUGUAGCUUUUUUUGCAAACAAACAAUUUUCGUUUUUAAAUUUGACUCUUAAUUGUGUGUAUAACAUCGAUCGGAACAGUAUUUUUCACACACGCGUUGUAAUAAUAAUAUAAUUCUCACAAGCCUAGCGUAUGUAUCCGUUUUCAUUAACCCAUCUACUUAUCCGGUUACUUCUUAUUCAUAUAUGCAUACUGAUAACUAUGUGUAGUUUAUUCGGUUAAAAAUACGAAAAUCGAAAAUCCGAUAGUUAAUAUCGAAACCCGGAUAAAUAUAGUUACCAACGAACAAAAAAAAUAAUAAAUAUUGUUAAAUGAAUAUGAUAAUAAAUUAAACGGAUAAGUUACACGUGAAAGAAAUUACCUAACAACAAAAUGUAUAAUGUCCGAGUAUACAAUAUGGUGUUUUUUCAGAUAUUUUCAAACAAUAUUUUGUUUUUAUAAUUUGUUCUUUAUCUCUAAAAUUUCUUGAGAUUACAUCUAUUUCAAAUUUAUUUAAAAAUAUGAUUUUUUUUAUAUUCAAGGUCAUCCGGCUGAAAUAUUUAGUGGUAACUGAUAAAAAUGAUCAGUGAUAGGAGAGAAGACAUUGUGAUUAACGAUACGUCAAAAUAACGGACUCGUUGUUUAGGGUAAAAUAGGUUAAAUGAUAACUUAUUAACGACCAGUCUAUGGUGACGGCGAGUAGGGAUUUGAGUUUGGAAUAUUCAGAGUUUUUCACGGAACUUUAUAUAAUUGCGUAUAAUGAACAAGUGUGAUUAGAUUACGGACACUGAAGUCAUGGUGGGCCGUACCACAGCUAACGUACCACCAGUGAGAGACCUUCGGGUAGUGAUUCAAAAAUUGAUGAUAGACUGUAUGAACUGAAAUUGUUCAAAUGUGAAUACUAUUCCCCUAGUGUCAGAAUUAAAAAUAUACCAUACGUCUUUGCGGGCCGAAUAUGUCGAACAUUUAAUAAUAAAAUAUGGAAUCUAUUAAUUUUUGCCAGUACCGAUAUGCUAAGAUUUAGAACAAUACACUCACUGUACCACUAUGUUUAUCUUGCUGAAAUAAAAAUAUAGCUAGUUUUCCUUUGUUUUUUUUUAUCUAGGAUACUUAAAUACUCGGAGGUGGACAAUACAUUAAACUUAAAAAUAUUGAAACAAACGAACGAGUUCAAAAGAAAGGUAAAAAGUAUAUUAAAAUCAUUCUAUUCGUGUAGAUUAUAACUUAAACUAAUAUUUUAUUUUUGGACUUUCACACAAAUGUCAAUAUAAAGUACCUAGGUAUCUGAUAAAACUGCCGUUAUCACAAAUCGUUCAAUUCAAUGAAAAUUUAAAACACUCAAUAUUAUUGUGUACUGAUAAUGUCUACAAUGGAAGAUAAUCUCUUUUUUAUUCAAAAGAGAUUAUUAUUUUUAACUUUUUACGGAUCCAAUAAUUACGUAGGGACCUUCUCGGAAUUUUUGAUUAAUAUAUUAUUUAUUUACUAGGUUAAUUCCGAUAUUUCGAUGUUAUCAUAAAUAUAAUUUUAAUUUAUUUUCGUUCAACAUUAAAUAUACGACAAAACGUACCAAAUUCGAAUAAAAUCUCCUACCGAAGACAAACAGUAGGUACCUACUUAUAUAUUCAAUUUUAUUUAUAUAUAAGCAAUAACCUAUUUCAAGGUUCUCGACUUAAAAUAAACAAAAUUGUUUAAUGACUCCAGAGAAAAAUAAUAAAUAGUUUUCCCUGCGGUAUUUGUUCGUUUGAUGCUACGGAUAAUAUUAAAAUAAGCAAUCGCGUGUACCUAUUACCUAAAUAAAUAAUAAUAAUAAAAAAAAAUAUAUAUAUGGUUGAAAUUAGGUCCGUCAUCCUGGUACCCGCACUUUGGAAUUUUAAACCGAACCAAUACCAUUACUAAGUAAGGAAUUUUUAAUUAUUUCUAACUUUUUUUUAUCGAAUUCGUAACUCCUUUCAAAACUAGAAUAGUGUCCCAGAUAGCAAACAUGUAUUUUAUCAAUAUUCCCUCCCGGCAAUUUUUUUUUCUUUAGAGUUAGCUUUCACUAAAGAAUAUUAUCUUCCUUAUAAAUAAGUAAACCCAUGUCCAACACUGUAUUGCCCAAAUUUAAUGUUUAACACUCCUCUGAUAUAUUUUGAAUUAUAUUAUAAUUAAUUUGUAUAUAGGAUCAAACAAAUAAUAUUAUAUUCGACAUAUUUAAACAGUUGUUAAUAAUAAUAAUAAUAUAUUAUUAAUUUUGAUUUAUAAUUUCAAUUAUAAUAUCAAAUAUACUUACAAUAUUUUUAAGAAAAAAAAUUAAUUGAUAUUAUAUUAAAUGAUACAAUUUAUUUCAUAGUAUCCAAAUGUGAUAAUUAAGAUAACUAAUUAAUACAAUUUUUCCUUUAAAAUUAAUGUCUUUUAUUCUCAAGAUAUCUUAGUAUGUUAUAAUAACAAUUAUUUAAUUUGUGUAUAAUAGAAAUUCAAUAUUCACUAGUCUAUUAUCAUUUACUAAUGCCAUUUUAUUUUUAAUACCAUAAUAAUGUUCCCAGGAGCCGUUGGAUGUUUUUGCAUACGCAGAGUAGUGUCUUGAUUUAACGUAGUUAUGUCAUUAUUUAAAUUUCGGUAUAUUUGGAAAAUUAGUCUAAAAUUAAUUUUUUUGGUUAAUUUAUCAUAACUUUAUAAUUUAUUAUUUAUAAAAUAACUGAGGGUAGGUAGGUAGUUUAAUUUUUAAUAAUUUGAAACUGAACCUCGCUUCAUGUCAAUUAAUACAAAUCGUGUAAAUUAAAAUUAAACAAUGAAUUAAAAAAAGGUCUAUUUACAUUUUACACACAACAGUAACGUGACAGUAUUGUGACCGUUCAGGAAUUCCCCCGGUGAGAUAAAAAAUAUUUUUAAAGGAGAGAUAAACUUGUUGUUCUCCCUCGCCCGGCCUGUGACCGUACCGUUGAAAAAAUUGUUAUCGCCGUCACCGUACUGCGGUUUUACGAUUACUUACCAACGAUAUUUUUUAUACCAAUUUCACGACUGUGACUUUUGCACUGUGCGCGACGUUGGCGCGACGACAGUACACAAUUUUUCAUUUUUAAUUUUGUGCACUGUUUGUUUUAAGAUUUUACGAUGAAAAUCGAGAAACUUAUUGAAUUUGUGCUGAAAUAUACCGUAUUAAAUGAUUUGUCACAUAACACAACAGUCACAUAACAUACACAAAUACACGGACACUACAUUCAUUGAAUGCAUUUUCAGCCAUUCUAAAAUAUUCAAAAAACUUUGUUCUAUCGUCCACCAAAUCCAUAUACAGAGUAUAAAAUUCCCCUUCUAUUGGUCUAUUCUUCCAUGCCGGAUAGGCCCAUAAUCGUUUUUUCAUUAGUUUUUCUUCUUCUUCUUCAUCAUCCAAAAUCAAAGCAAUCAUUAAUAAUACAUUUUCCGAAACCAUAGCCAUCUUCGCUACAAUGACUACGCAAUGACUACAAUAUUAGCUAUAUUAGGUAUUGAGCGCAGGUCGUGUGAAACGACAACGAAUGACGGAUCAAACACUGACCGUUGUAAAUAGAAAUCACGACCGGUGGAAUCCCGGACUGGUCAAGGCACUGUCACGUCACUGCUGUGUGUAAAUAGACCUAAAUGACACUGCAUAUGCUGAAACAUUUUAAUGUCGUUUUUAUUCUAAACUAACUGUCAAAAAACAAUUAACGCCUGAUAGUAUUCAGUUACAUUUAGCCACGGCUUUAGAUACUAAAUCAAGUAUCUAAAUCAGUAAUUUUAGUUAAUAAUCCAAAAUACGAUGCGAGUGCAAGGACAACGUCGUUUCAACACUCGGAAAAUAAUAAAGUGUUUUUCUCGGGUUUGGGAGGGGUUACAAAUUCGGAAACAUAGGUUACAAAUUAUUACAAAUUCCUUACUAAAUAAUGGCGUAGGUUCGGUUUUAAAAUUCCAAACUGCGGAUGCCAGGAUGACAGACCUGUUGAAAUGUAUUGGUUCAAGUGGUUUCAUUUUCGUUGAUAUUUGGAAUUUUUAAUUUUAGAUUCCGAGCGUAGCGAGGGAACUAUUGGUUUUACUAAGAUGUUUAUUGCUUUUUUUUUCUUUGUUCUAGUGUGUUUACUCGUUUUUUCCUAGUAAAAUUGCUUCGAUUUUUACGUGUAGCAACUCUUAUGAAAGCUCUAGUCUUCUAAAUAGUACUUUAAAUAAGUCAUUUUUUAAUUUUCGAAGCCACUUUUUAAAUAAAAGCACUUAAGUGGGAAAAAACGUGGGUAAACGUACAAUUUCACAAUUUCAUUAUUUUAUAAAAACACGGACGACGUUUUCUUCCAGAAAAAAUAAUUUAAUCAAAAAUCACAAGAUACCUUUUUUAUUGUUUUUUUGAUUUACUUUUUCACGGAAUUAUCGACAAAACUUUUGAGCUUUUAAGGAAUUUUAGUUUUUGAAAGUUUUUUUUACUGUAAUUACAUUAUAAAUACACGUAGGGACUUGAAACAUGGUAAUAAUACUUUUAUUGGACUUACCUAGACAUGAUAAAUUUUCCAAAAUCAUCGGACGACUCUAACUUCCUAACUUUUCACCUAAAACAAUUGCCGCUCCCAUCCCCAGUAUGAGUUCUUUUUUAUUUUUGUUAUUUCAAAUAACUUAAAUAUUGAGGAAAUGUUUGCGAAAAUACAAUUUUUAAAUAUCAGUUUAAUUUUGUAACAUAAAAUGUAUACGUACCUUAUAUACUAUAGUCCUAUACAAUAUGCAUCUGUAUUUUUUCGUAAACGAAACUAUAGAAAAGUUCAGAAUGUUUUCUAUGCGUAUUUUUACUAUAUCUGUAUAAUAAAUAAUAUAUGUAUAAACAUAUUUUUUUUUUUUUUUGCGUUCCUGUGUAGAAGUUCAAAUUGCACCCUCGGGACACUAACGCUGAAAGUAUUGCUUAAAAUGGAUCCCUAGUGUCGUUUCACAAGAAAAAUAAAACCGCAAUCAAAAAUAUUGUUAUGAUAUCUUAAAAAUGGUCUAUGGAUAAACGUUAAAAAAAAAAAAUACCUAAACUAUCAAAAAUAACGUAAAAUUAUUCCAUAAUAACGGGAGGGUAUUUUUUAUUCAUUGUUAUUAUUUUACCAAAAGGUCAAUUGCCGGAAUAACGAAAAAAGUUUAAAACGAUUUCAGAUGACCAUGAUAAUGUUGUCAUACCGCGCACAAACAAUAUUAUUUUAUUUAUUAGAAGUCCAAAGAUUUUCGCAUGAAAAUAAAAAUAUGUAAUUUUUAGGACAGUGAUGCUAUGUGUAAAAGCAUGUUUAAAAAAUGUCUGUGGAACGGCAAAGAUUUCAAUUGUUGCAGACAUUUUCAACCGCACCGAUUCGUCGUUGACAAAUCUUGUUAUUCUAUAAACUCACUGCAAACGCUAAACAAGUGAGAACAAAUUGUACGCGUGUACAUUUUUUAACAAUUUAUGUAUAUUAUUCAACAGGAGGAAAAAAUUAGUCGUUAGUUAUUUUUCGAAAACCGGAGAACUCGAAAUGUACUUCAACGGACCAGUCGAGGUGAAGUAACAUUGAAAUAAAUAUUCAGUUUAACACGUAAUGCACACUUUAGCGAUAAUUGAUAUAAGACGUAAGUCAAGUGUAAGGCUUUAGAUUCGUCAUAAAUAACCGUCAGUUAUUUAUUAGGCACUCACUCAUUUAUAGUAAGUAGGUAAGUAGCAAUUAAGUUGGUAGCAAUACGGCAAUAUCUGUAAUCACGUCAACAUGGUCGUAGAGUCAUUCUCAAACACUUGUGUGCGAGGGUUUAUCGACUAAACAAUUAAUAAUUUGAAUUGGCGUAUAAAUAUUUGUAUACAAAAUAAAUUGGUACUUAUUGUAAUAUGUGCAACGAGAUUCUAUUAGUGUGGAUAUAUCGUAUAUAAUAAUACGCGUGUAUGUAUUAUAAUAAUAGCUGUCCCGCCGCCCGGCGUAGUCGCCCGGGCCAAAAGAAAAAAUAAUAUUAAUUAUAAUGUGUAUUUUUUUUUGUUCCGUUUGUUUAACAUUUUUUAUUUCGUCCAAACACCGAGGUAUACCCAUAAAUCAACAAAAAAUAAUUAAAUUUCCCUGUUAAAAAUACCAAUAACCCGCCCCACCCCGUUUAUUAACGCUUAAAUAAAGGGAGAAAAUGUGGUCUAUAAAUUAUUCCUGGUCUAGAACUGCAUCAAUGCAAAUAGUUAUUUCGUCUCAAUCCGUUCAGUAAUUUAUGAAGUAGAAGUGGUGUCAAACGUGCAUCCAUCCGUCCAAACUAAUUUUCGGAUCGAUAUUAUUGUUAUUAGGGCACACAAGUUGUUCAGUUUAACGUGCUACGGUUAUUCUUUUGAUAUUUUUCGUGUUUAUGUAUUUAACGGGUAGUGUUAACAUUUGGAUAAAAAAUGCCUGUUCUAAAUUAUUGAACGAUCGCCCACAUUAAAAUAUAGUAGGUGGAUAUUAUCAUUCGCAUUCUUAUACCACGUCACUGGAAAAAUCGUUUACACCUUUUAGCAGAUUGCCUUCUUUAAUCUUUAUUAUCAGUCUAAUUUCUUUUAAAAUGAAUCCUUACAAUAUGCGAGGCAACGAUAAUAUUUUCUAUAUCACACGAUUCUUUAAAAAUUGUUUUGUAAUAUUAAAUUGUAUAGCGACAACUAUUAUUUAUACAAUUUUGUUGUGUUCUUUUUCUUUUCAUACUUUACCCGUGAUUAUAUCCUGAAUAGUAUUAUAUAAAUGUUUUCUUUAUUAGAGUUUGUUUUUUUUUUUUUUUUUCAUACUAAUGUAAUUAUAUGACUAGACUUUAAGAUAACCUGUUGUUGUUUCGGUUUGUAUUAAUAUUAGUAAUUUUAUUGCGCGAUCAUCAUUGUUAUCAUUAUAAUGUACUUUAGAUUAUUGAUCGUUAAAUAAACAAAUACAUUAUUCCGGGUAGUGAUAACAUUACCAAGUUAAUUGUAGAUAACUUUAAAUGACAACAAAAUGUAUUAUAAACACUCAGUACAGGCGCUGUAUACAAACAUUAUAAGAGCUUUGUCAAGUCACUUGGCGCCCCGGGGCAAAUAUUGUUUAGUAAAAAUGUACUCGAAAUCGAACUGAACCGCAAUCGUGUACACAUAGCCCUAAGUCCGUAACCGAGCAGUAUUUUUUUAAAUUUUCAAACGAAAAAACCAGAAUUAAUAACGUUAGAAUAUUUGUGCUGGAUAUUUAUUUAAAUUCUAUUGCAUACAUAUUUAAAUGCCUAUAGUGUAGAAUUGAAUGUUUUGUAGGGAAGUAAUUCAUUUCGAGAUACUAUAUUACAUUUAUAGAUUUCACUGUUAGACCCUGUAGAAAUACGUUUUGGCGAACUACAGAAACGGUACGUUACAGUCAAAAACCACGAGGAAUCGGAAGUGUUGUAUAAAACUCGACAAAUCAUCGAACACGUUUCGUUGGGGACUUUAGACCUUUCAAAACGUGGAUGUGUACUGCGCGGCGAAAUAAUGUUAUUUCAUCACUCGGUUUACAGUAAAUCGGCCUGUUUACUGGAAUGUGCUUUGCGCGAGACCGAAAUCUAUGGUAAGAUAAUAUUGCUAUUAGUUAUUGAUAAAACUAUCAAUUUCGGUGCACCGCUUCGUCUUAAUCACAGCAGUCGUAAUGGCUCGUUAUAAGUAAAUGGGAUACUCUGUUUCUCGUAUACAUGUAGUUUCUUAUUAGUCGCCACAAGAAUAGUGGCGGGGGAGGAUUAAAGUGAUUAUUAUUUAUAGAAUUCAAAUUAUGUUAUUUGGAAACGACAUUGACAUUGUACAUUUAAUCUAAGCAUAAUUUUAAAACAUCUCCAUUAUGUAUAUUUCAUGUUAAAAAACCAUAAUGUUCAUUUUAAGAUAAUACGGUAAGUCGAAUACGCAUUGCCAAAAACAUCGAAUUAUUUAUAUUAUUAUAACUGAUACAAUUCACGAUGUACAUGAUAAAAUAAUAAAAUAAUAAUUGAAAUAUAUAAAUGUGAAAUAUGGGAUAAUAUUACUAGGGAUAUUGAUAACGUAGGAUAUUUGUAUUGGGGACAAUUUAACGGAGAAUAUAUUGAAAAAAUAAAUACUUCAUUUAAUAUGUACUCAAGUGAUUAGGGCGAGGAAAAUUAUUUGUACACAUAUUGUGUAAUAGUUAACUACGGAUGUGCAGUAUACGAUAGAUAAACAUAUUGUUAUUAUACCGACAUUUACAAGUUUCAAACAGAUAUUUACCGAAGGUUUAUUUUGAAAGUAACCUAAUUGCUACUGAAAUAAUAAUAUUACCCGCCUUCAAAACGAAUACUUUGGUAAAACCACGACCAAACUAAGAGCAAUAUAAAUAGAAACGUGUUUAGAAGGAAUUAAUUUUUAUAAAUACGUAUAUUAUGGUAGUAUCUAUCGAACAUCAUAAUCAGGUACAGAUUAUAAUUGAGAUACUGCGUGUAACUAAGAAGCUAAUCGUUUUACUCAGAAGUGUUUUGUUCUCGAAAAACAAUUCUUCGGAUGGUAAAAAAGCUCUAAAUUGUUAACUUCGUACCUUAAACAAUGCGGAUUUUACACUAAUUAGUACAUAUUAUUAUUAUUUGUUCUAUUUCGUGAGUGAAAUACGUAUACUGUUCCGUUCCUACCAUAAAUUAAAAAGAUCACAAUUAGUCGGCUUUAUUGAUGUACAGUAGUUAAUCUAUGGAUUUAAAAAUAAUGAAACGCGUUUAAAAAAAAAAAUAUUAUUCAUCGAACAUAAUUGUAUUUGAAUAGGUACCUAAUUGUUGAAAUAAUAAUUAACAUUCGGCAGUAUUAAUUUGUGAAAUAUAAUGAAUAUUAUUCCAUUGUUACCCUGCACCCAUCAAAUAGCACCGAAUUUUCAGGCCACCACUAGGGAUGAUGUUAAAUUACCCCAAAAAUCAUUUAAAGAAUAUUCUUCAAAUUGGAGAAUUGUUGGUAUUUUUUUUUCUGUCCGGUUCCUAUCGAUGUAUUUUCAAUAGAGCAUAUUCCUUUUUGAGAUUCUGAGCAGAGCGAGGAAUUUUUUGGGAUUUAUAUCGAUGUUUAUUUUUUUUUUACGUGAACACUUUUUCUACCAGAAAGCUUACUCCGAUUAUCAAGUAUAACACCUUUUCUGAAAGAAAAUGUUCUCUGGAUGGUACUUUAGAGUGGUCAUUUUUUGAAAAUUUCAUUAAUAUUCGAGGUAAUGAGGGAAACCUGGUUCUUUAGGUUAAAAAAGAUUGAAAGAUUAAAAAUAAGGUUGUCAUUAGUAAUCGCUUUUAUUUAUUUUUCGUUACUAUUAAGUUUUUAUUAUUUUAAUGUUUUUUAAACAAUCAUUGUUGUCAUGGAAACGCACAUUUUUGUAAUAAUUUUACCAUAAUAUGACAUAUAUAUAUAUAUAUAUAUAUACACACAUUGUUGACAAAUCGACACUAUCAACUAAACUCUAUUCAGAAUCAGUUUAUCGUUAGCAAUAGUUUAUCGUUGCUUACGAAUAUACACUGAAUUCCCGUUCGUAGUCUACAUUCCCAACUUCCCACCGACACCAGCGGCUGCACCCACGUGCGACGUAUGUUCGUCCAUUUUUUUUUUCUUGGUUACACGUUUCACUAUUAGUCGCGUACCCACAUCGCCAAUAUUCGUACGGUUCGUGACGAGUAAGACGCGUUGCAAAACGUUAAAAUACCGGUCGCCUCCAUAUCCGCGUGACGGAUAUCAACGGCCGCGGCGAAUCACACAAUCGCAUAAUAUCUUAGACAUACUUUUAUUUCGCAAUAACAUCAAGACUGUUCCUCUCCGGUUAAUAAUCUCUACGAGAACGUAAUAAUAAUACUAUCGUCGCGUCGUCGCGUCACCGGCCGCUAGACCCGCGGAGGAGACCCGCAGUUAAUACCUGCCCGUCCAAACCCGUUGAAAUAUUGAUAAGUUUAUGAUAUUCGCGCGGUAAUCGCGGCAUCGGUCGCAAUUAUUACAUUAGGUAACGUUCUCCGCAAUGCCGCGCCGCGAUAAAUCGUUUUUAAUAAAACAUAAUAUUAUUAGGUCGGCGUCGGCGGGUUUAGCGGCCGUCGGACAGUGCGGCGGGCGGUUAUUGCGCGCCGACCUCGCCGCCGUCGUCGCGGGUCCGAAUCACGGUCGCCGACGACGAUUUCUUUACUGCGGGACCGGCGACCGACCGCCUGGGGAAAUCACUGCGCGCCCGCCGCCCGCGUACGUGUCCGUUCGCCGCGCCGCCGUCGCCGUGAUCCCGAACUUCUUCGGUCGGUCGGCCCGUUCGGUUAGGCCGGAUGCACGGUUUAAAUAAUAACGAUAACAAUAAUAACAAUAAUAAUAUAAUCCCAAUCAGCCGGUACAACCGCUACGUAAUAAUAUGACUACGUGACCGCCGGACGAGAUAGCCGAGUCGGGGGACCGGGCGAUAGUAGUGCGAGGAACAAAAAAAAAAGACGCGACAUACUUCGCGGGCAACUGUGCGUUGGUGGGCGGUCGUUCAACCACCGCUAACGAUUCUGAGCGGAGUUCGGUUAAUACAGCGUUUUCAACAAUAUAAUGAUACAAUGCGUCAUAUUACGGUAAAAUAAUUUACAUACGCGUUAAACAUUUGCUUGAAUAAUAUUUUUUUAGUAUUGUACAUAUUUCCCUACGUUUUUUUCUUAUUUAUUAUGAAAACAGCCGGACAAAUCAAAAAGUUACUUCUUUAGAAUGCCACUCCGGUCAGAUUUCCCUUCUGAAAAAGUGCUGUACUUGAAAAUUAGAGCAAAAUAACUGGCAGAAAAUUGGUUUACUAAAAAUAAAAAUAAAAAUAAUUGCAAAACCAAUACAUUCAUCGUUCUACUCAAGUUUAAAAUUGUUCUUGGAGAGGCACAUUAAGAUAGUUAUCUUGAUUUUUUCUGCUUGUUUAUAAUAAAUGGGAAAAAACGUAGAAAAAACGAGAAAAUGUAUGAAAUGUAAAAUGUUUAAAUCGUAAGUAUUAAGGCCUUUCAAAACAUGUAUAAUCAAACUCCAGUCAGAGUCGUUUUUCGUUAGCGAUGAUUAAUAGUUGCGUGCACAUAUACAUUUAAUUUCCAGUCCACCUUCCUAACUACUCAUCAACAGAAGUGGCCCACUCAUUGUGCAAAGUAUCUUCAUAUCUUUUUUUUCUAUUUAUUAACAAUUUUUUCAUCAAAAAUCUUACUCUGAUUUUUGAGUGUAUAGUAUGUUUCCCUAAAAAAAACUUUUUUUAAGCCGGUACACUGAGGAAGUUUUUUUUAUUAUUAUUUUCAUGUAGUUUUCUUUAUGAUUGGGAACAAAUGUAAGGAAACCGGGAACGUUAAUGAUUUAACAAUUCUAUUAUAAAAAAAUUUGCUAUUCUGUUUAAUGAAAAAUAAUCAUAGAGAGUCGACAUUUUCCCAGAGUACUUAUGCAUCGACCUUUUCUUGACGCGGUAAAAAUAUUCUAGCGAUAUUUCAUCUAUUUAUAGGUAUUUUUUAUGAGUUGUUUUAGUUUUUAUUAGGUGAAUUAAUGUUAUGUGGAUGUAAUUAUUGUUUCGACAGAAAUUCUUGAACAUUUUACACACGAUUUAUCAUAAGUUCUAUUUAAUGACAAACAAAAUAGUUGAGCGUAAUGGAGUAGUUUUUUUUAUAAGAGUUUAAGUUCAUAUAACAGCGUUUCAACAUUUUUGUUCGUUACAUCCACCAGCAUUUUUAAAAUAUUUAUUAUAAUUAUUUUUUAAUUCGAUUGUGUUUUGCUGAUUGAGAAUAUAAUUCAAAUAUUUGAGUACCUAUACCAUCAAGCAGGGUUUUUUGUUCCAAGACCUUCUUUACUAUAAUAAUAUUGGCUCAUUGUUCCAUAUUUUCAAAAAAAAAAAAAUAAAAAAAUAUACCUAAUCAUAAAAUUUCUAUUAAUUAAAACCUUUCUAUCCCGUCCGACCGAAAAUAUUACAGGAUAUUAAUUUUCGUUGCAUAAUGGAUGUGAUCAAGGAUUGUAAUAUCGUCGUACUAUUAUUAUUAUUAUAAUUAGGUACGGGGAGAAAAAAUCGCCUGGUGCGUAAAAAAAUAACCAUAGUAAACCAUUAACAGCAUACGAAAACAAAGAUAAUUACAGUAUAUAUAACUGAAAAAAAAAAAUACACCAUUAUGUUUAAAAAGCGAUAAUAUUUUAUAAUGGCCAUUAAGAAAGAGUGACGAAAGAAUAAAACUUUGAGUUUUAGAGAGAAAAAUACUACGAACGAUUUUUGAACCAGUGAAAAAUACACCAAGUAGGGUGUGAAAAAUAAGGAAAAAUAAUGAUAUAGAAACACUUUUCCAAAAAUCUAAUGUACGCUGGUCACGAUUAUGAGUAAAAAGCUUACAGUAGACUGGACACGCGUGGCUCAGUCAAAAUCCACUCAUUGCUCUUGAAGAAAAUCCUACCGGGAAAAAACCACUUGGAUGACCGCGUAUGAGAUGGGAGAAAGUAGUAAGGAAAGAUGUGUACGCAUUAGGAUGAGGAAGAUUACACUGUAAGACACAAGCAGCGGAUAAGAAAAUCUGGAAGUAAGGUUUUAUGACCUUGCGAUGAUCCUACCGGCCGAUUGUCAAAGAAAUAAAAAUAUAUGUAUUCAUUUUAUUAAGGUCGAUCUAAUGUUUUAAAUGCAAAAAAAAGUUUAAAAAAUUAAACAUUUGUAUUAUUAUUUUUAUAGCAUACACACGUAAUAAUUAUUUAUUAAUUAGUUUUACAGUUUCGUCCUGUAAUCCUCUAGUAAAGUAAAUAAUAGAUAGAUUUGUAGUUGCUAUUAAAAUAUUAAUUUACAGUGAAAAACGAUACGCUGUGCAAUUGUCCUUCAACGUGUACGGAAAUGGAAAUAAAUACCGUCUGGAACGGAAUCAAAAGGUAAAUCAGUCAAAAUAAUACAAAUUAUACGAACUACCGUAAAAAUAAUUAGAGUUUCUAGUGCUACAAACGCAAAAAACAAUAUCACGAUAAUUAGGUGGUUUUUUUUCCCGGUAGGAUUUUUAGGUUUGGUCUUAAUUUGAAUAAUAUUAAACUUAUGUAAAUAAAAUUAAACUUUAUGUAAAAAAUAAUAAUAAUAAUAAUAAUAAUAAUAAAUAAAAUUUAAGACCACUGUAGUGUAAUAGAUCGUUUUCUCGUGAUGUUCCUCCGAAUUAAAAAUCCCAUAAACAAUUACUUAUUUAUUUCUGUUAUACUUAUCUCUGCUACCCUACAAACCGUUUGACAAUCUCUCGCGAAAAUCUGUAAACUUAAUAGAGAUACAUCACUGGAAAUAAAACGAUUAUUUUUUUUUGUUCGUGUAUACACUCGUAUAUACCCAUAUUUUAAUGUAAUAUAUUAUUACACUGACAGUGUGAUACUGUUCAAUUUUUAUUUUUUAUUCAAUUCCGUAUUACUCGUGUAUUAUAUAUUACGUAUUUAAAAUUAACGGGAUAAAAUCGAUUACUAAAUAAAGGACGGUAAUUUAAACACCACGUCGAUUGAAGCGGAAAGAAGGCAUUUUUAAAAUACCUUUUUCGGCCUUUUUUCGGGAGAACUGUUGUUAUCAAAUCCAGUAUAAAUAAUAUGUUAAUUUUUUCGAAUUAUAUUAUAUAUGUCGAAAAAUUCGCAUUAAUUAAUGUUUAGCAAUACGCUCAAAUAAAUCGUAUCACACAACUCGGUUAAUUCACAUUCGCAUAGUAUUAUAAUAUACGAAUGUGAUCGUAUACACAAUUAAAUAUAAUUCAAUAGUACAUACGUAGAAUAUUAUACUAAGCAUGUAAACUUUGCGUUGAUUAUUUAUAGAUCACGGGAUAAUACUACCAAAGGUAUCGUUACUAUGGCAAAUCCAGCGACAGAGCGACUGAUCAUGAAAGCCGGAAAAGAUUACAUCGAUUUGAUAGGUAAAAUCCUUGAAAAAUUUAUAGUUCCGCGGUCCUUUUACAUAAUAAACCCCUUGUAUUACUGUAUCAGUGCAGUCGAUAUUGAACUAAAAAACGAAAAGAAAAACAUCAACGAACAUCCUUUUCAAAUACUGAAAUUUCAAUUAUCCUUCAAAAAACCGACAAGAAUCGGUAUUUUAAGAUAACAUGAUAAAAUGAUUUUGCAAAAAAAAAUGUUCGUUUACCACAACAGGACACGUUUUUCCCAGAUUUCGAGAGGCUAUAAAUUUAAAUCGCUGAUACCUUGGUUCUUUUCAAAAUGUAAAAUUAUUGAUAUAUGCGUGAAAUUAUUCAAAACAGAUGUACGAGAACUCCCCAAACGGUUUUGAAUUUAAGGUCCUCGUUCACCUAAUAAUAAUGGUCGAAUGCACCCCAUGUCUACGAAUAUUCCGAAAUACAAAUAGUGUGUCCAUAGCAUUAAUGUUGAAUAUCAUACUUAUUAUAACUGAUUUGUAUUUGAACGUUUUGUGAUUUCAGUUAUAUUUGCUUGUUUCAUGCAGUUGUUUGCCGGAAUCAAUCUGUUGGACAUUCCGAAAUUUAUAUUCGCUAAACACAAGAACAAGUCUAACAAUUCAAAAUUUUGAAUAUCAAUUUAUAUUGAACGUGUUAUAACAAUAUUAUAAUAGAUCACUUAGAUUAAAUCUUAAACAUGUUUUGAAAUUCCGUCAAUUUAUUUUAAUAAAUUC